CUUUCCGUGUGCGGCACUGAUGCUGGGGAAGAGGUUAGAAACUUCAGGGUCCUGGGAGGGGGCUGGGCAGGGAAGGGCGAGGUGAACGCGAGGACUUUGUUCUUGAGAGGAGGGCAGGGAGGGCGUGCGCGGUCCCCGGUCUGCAGGGGGAAAUGCACACGUGCACAUGUACACACAUGCAUAUCCAUGCGUGCACACGCAUCGAUAUGCAUAUGUGUACAUAUGUGUGUGCAUGCGCACACCCACACGUUCACACACAUACACAUCCAUGCAUGUGCACCCAUGUACACAUGCACACAUGCGUGCGUGCACACUUACACAUCCAUGCAUGUGCACCCGUAUACACGCGAGCACACACACAUCCAUGCAUGUGCACGCACACGUAUACUCACACAUCCCUGAUGAGAAUAAGGGGCGGCUCUGUCCGUGCGAGGCCCAGGGCUCUGGUGGAGCCCAGCGUGCUUCUUGUCCCCACCCCGGCCACUGGGCGGUGUCCCUGGCGAAGACGGCUGCUGGCGGAAGCGGGCUGCAGGGUGCCGGGCGGGCGGCUCUGCCUUUCCCGUCUUGUUCCCGACUCCCUCCACGGGCAGCGCCCCUUUGGCCUCCGCGUCUGCCCCGUCACCCUGAGCAGCCCCUCUCCCACGGCCUACGGCUUCUCAGGAGGGAGGGCAGGGCUGGGGAGGGGCCCUGAUGUCGCCUCUGUCCCCAGCCUUUGUUCUGGCGCUGAGCUCUGCCGAGCUCCACCCAGCACGGGAGACUUCAGCCCACUUCCUGUCGGUCCUUAUCUCCCGGCACACCUUGCCUUCCGUUAGGGGAUCAGUUUAUCCGCUGCACUGGGCCCUUUGUUCCUGCAGCACAGGACGCGGGGCCCCAGGAGCGGGGCCCUUCCCGCAGGGGACCUGGGUGCCCAGGCUGGCGCAGGUGGCAGGCAGCGAGCGCCGGGAGAUGCCCCGCCCCCACCCUCCCCGAGCCGCCCGGCCAGCCGCUCAUCUGUCUGCCGCGCUCCGCGGCCGCCUCCCUCCUGCC
Molecule: messenger RNA, 1026 nt
Organism: Chinchilla lanigera (long-tailed chinchilla)
Lineage: Eukaryota; Metazoa; Chordata; Mammalia; Rodentia; Chinchillidae
Source: RefSeq, a predicted model, not a curated record